Messenger RNA from Orcinus orca (killer whale), 5478 nucleotides. RefSeq names its product membrane associated ring-CH-type finger 7 (gene MARCHF7). The transcript is spliced from 10 exons. Lineage: Eukaryota; Metazoa; Chordata; Mammalia; Artiodactyla; Delphinidae. Bases 170 to 2293 code for a protein of 707 amino acids. Gene Ontology annotation, molecular function: ubiquitin binding; zinc ion binding; ubiquitin conjugating enzyme binding. The record is from RefSeq and is a predicted model, not a curated record. Gene Ontology annotation, cellular component: nucleus. Gene Ontology annotation, biological process: protein autoubiquitination.
CUGGUUCUGCGCCGGAUCCGGGAGUCGGGCGGACGCCAUUGUGAUUCGGGGCCGACUCUUCUGCCUCUGUUAGAGGCCUCGAACUCCGAGGAGGAAGGCGGCGGUGUGAUCGCUGGAAGCGGGACGGGCCCUGUUCAGUGCCAGCUCUGGAGCAGGGGAAACAUUAAGAAUGGAGUCUAAACCUUCAAGGAUUCCAAGAAGAAUUUCUGUUCAGCCCUCUAGCUCUUUAAGUGCUAGGAUGAUGUCUGGAAGCAGAGGAAGUAGUUUAAAUGAUACCUAUCACUCAAGGGACUCUUCGUUUAGACUGGAUUCUGAAUAUCAGUCUACAUCAGCAUCAGCAUCUGCAUUACCAUUUCAGUCUACAUGGUAUAGUGAGUCUGAGAUAACUCAGGGAGCACGUUCAAGAUCGCAAAACCAGCAACGGGAUCAUGAUUCAAAAAGACCUAAACUUUCCUGUACAAACUGUACAUCUACCUCAGCUGGGAGAAGUGUUGGACAUGGUUUAAAUGCAGUAUCAGAUUCUUCUUGGAGGCAUAGUCAAGUUCCCAGAUCGUCAUCAGUGGUACUUGGAUCAUUUGGAACUGACUUAAUGAGAGAGAGGAGAGCAGAUUCCUCCAUUAGUAAUCUUAUGGAUUAUAGUCACCGAAGUGGUGAUUUCACAACUUCAUCAUAUGUUCAAGACAGAGUUCCUUCUUCAUAUUCACAAGGAGCAAGACCAAAAGAGAACUCUUUGAGCACUUUACAAUUGAAUACAUCAUCUACAAAUCACCAGAUGCCUUCUGAACAUCAGACCAUACCAUGUUCUAGGGACUCUGGUAGAAAUUCUUUAAGAUCAAAUUUUUCUCCAAGAGAAUUAGAAUCUCCCCAAAGCAGUAUACAGCCUGGAUUUUCUUAUAUUUCAAAUAGAGGUGAAACCUCAACUAUAGGCAGUUCAAAUAGGGUUGGCUCAUCUCAAAGAUCAUUUCAAGAAUCUUCUGACAAUGAAGGUAGGCGUACAACAAGGAGAUUGCUGUCACGUAUAGCUUCUAGUAUGUCAUCUACUUUUUUUUCACGAAGGUCUAGUCAAGAUUCCUUGAAUACAAGAUCAUUGAGUUCUGAGAAUUCUUACAUUUCUCCAAGAAUCUUGACAGCUUCACAGUCUCGUAAUGCAGCAUCAGCUUCUGAUGGUCCUGAUAACAGGGCAUCCGAAGCUUCUCAGGGAUUUCGAUUUCUUCGGCGAAGAUGGGGUUUGUCAUCUCUUAGCCAAAAUCAUAGCUCUGAGCCAGAUUCCCAAAAUUUUAACCAAGAAUCUGAAGGUAGAAAUACAGGACCAUGGUUAUCUUCCUCACUUAGAAAUAGAUGCACACCUUUGUUCUCUAGAAGGAGGCGAGAGGGACGAGAUGAAUCUUCAAGGAUAUCUACCUCUGAUAUACCAUCUAGAUCUCAUCAUAUUUUUAGAAGAGAAUCAAAUGAAGUGGUUCACCUUGAAGCACAGAGUGAUCCCCUUGGGGCUACUGCCAGCAGACCACAAGCAUCUGCAGCACCAAGCAGUGCUGCUACGGGUGGCUCCAUAUCGGAUUCGGCUCACGGUGGACGAAGUACAGGAAUAACAGGGAUCCUUCCUGGUUCCUUAUUCCGAUUUGCAGUGCCCCCGGCACUUGGAAGUAAUUUGACCGACAAUGUCAUGAUCACUGUAGAUAUUAUUCCUUCAGGUUGGAGUUCAUCUGAUGGAAAAAAUGAUAAAACUAAAAAUGUACCCUCAAGAGACCCAGAAAGACUGCAAAAAAUAAAAGAGAGCCUCCUUUUAGAGGACUCUGAAGAAGAAGAAGGUGAUUUAUGUAGAAUUUGUCAGAUGGCAGCUGCAUCAUCCUCUAACUUGCUGAUAGAGCCAUGCAAGUGCACAGGAAGUUUGCAAUAUGUCCACCAAGAGUGUAUGAAAAAAUGGUUACAGGCCAAAAUUAACUCUGGUUCUUCGCUAGAGGCUGUAACCACCUGUGAACUCUGUAAAGAGAAGUUGCAGCUUAACCUGGAGGAUUUUGAUAUUCAUGAACUACAUAGAGCUCAUGCAAAUGAACAAGCUGAGUAUGAGUUUAUCAGCUCUGGUCUCUACCUAGUUGUGUUACUGCACUUGUGCGAACAAAGCUUUUCUGAUAUGAUGGGAAAUACGAAUGAACCAAGCACACGUGUCCGAUUUAUUAACCUUGCAAGAACUCUUCAGGCACAUAUGGAAGAUCUCGAAAGUCCUCAUGGACCUUUAAUAGGCAGCCAGCUCCGCCAGCAGCUCCAAUCUCUUAAGAUCACGUUCCAGCUUUAGGACUUCUGCCUGGGCUCCUAUGUGAAGGCACUUAAUGCCCAAAUCUUUACAGGCAUCUGCACAGCUUACCCUCUUCUCAAAGUCCUACAACCUCCAGGGUGCUUCAUACCAGGUGGGCACAGAUAUUGGUGGCUCUGGAACAGUUCCUGGGAAUCCAAGAUUACCCUAUUGUGCUUUUUCACCCAAAGCAACUGGCAUCCCAUGAUCAGAUUCCAGUACACUCUUUGAAGUGUUUUUAUAUAUGUAUUCUCCAAUUGAUUAUCUUCUAUACUCAUCUUCAAAAUACUUGGACUGUUAACCUGUAGUGUGCAUAAUAUUUUUACCUCUAGAGAAAGCUUAGCAUCCUUUGAAGUAAGGUUUUUUUAAGUUUUAAAAGGAUUAGAGGUACAACUAGGUAAUGCAUUUUCACAAUUUUAGUUAGUAUGUGUGGAAAUGGUAUAUAAAGGAAUCAAAUGGUAUAAUAAAGUGGGAAUUCAUUAGUGUAAAUCUUUUUUUCCUUCAUUCCUUCUUAGUUCAGAUCCAUCAUGUUAGCUAGUACAAAGAUUAGUUCUGUCUUUUGUAAAUUAUAAUUGAUACUUUGUCAAAUGUGAUGAGAGUAAUUUGUUGCAGUGUAUAUUUUCCCCAGAUGGCUUGGUUUUUUUCAACUAACAUUCUCAUUUAGAAUUUAGUUUUCUAAACAUAUAGGAGGGUCUACCUGUGAAUGAGAGGAAAAAGGUGAAGUUGAAAUAUAUACCCAGACUCAACUGAGAGUGAAAGAUGUGGGUGCUACAAGUUAACUUCUAAGUACUAGAGUAUUAAUACAUUCUGAAAAUUGGUUCUGACUGAAUUUUGUUCUGUAGAGUUAAUCCAAUAGAAAACAUGAGAAAUUCUCUGAAAAGCUAUUUUAUUUUUUAGUUUAACAUUUCUCCAUGAUAUUGCAUAAAAGUUAAGCAUAGGAUUUACUCUUCAUGAGCUAAGUAUAUGCUUGAUAUUUAUUUAAAGUGGAUUUUAAAUUUCUGCAAGGUAAAUAUAUGGAGAUUGAAGUUUCAUCUAUACGUGUUGCAUAAUUUUUUCUUGUUGAUUCCAUUUGCUGGUUGCCCUUAAAUUGUCCAGUAUUAAAUACAAGAAGAGUGUACAUUUAACCUUUCUGCCCUUGAUAAUAGGGGAAAUGCCAGUAGGAUGUUUAGUGAACUUCCGUUUUCCUUCACAUGCAGACAGUUACAUAGUCUUGUACUUACUGUGUCCUUCUUAAAGACGUUCGUGGAAGUUUUAUAUUAAACUCUUGAGCCACUAAUGACUUUAAAAUAAAUUGAGGUCGGACAUGUUGCAAGAGUGAUAAAUUUCUGACAAUGUGGAGGCAUAGGAAUAAUCUCAACAAAAGGUUUUUACUAAAUCCAAUUAUAUUAACUUAGGCUGUGUCUAUAUAAAGCUUUUUUGACUAACUAGAGCUUUUUCUUGGCAUUGUAUAGACAUAGCUCUGAUGUAAAUUUCAAGAACACCCAUAACCUGUUAUUCUAUGUACAUUUUUUUCAUUCUCAUCGGAUACAUCAAACAUGCAGCGGUAAUAAGCCAGAUUCUACUCAGGUGUGUGAGAGCACUUGCCUUAAGUUUACUCUUUCUUUCUCUAGUGUAUUUCUCAUUAGCUACUAUGAACACAAAUUGAUCUCAGAAACUUUUUAGAUGUUCUUGGAUCACAUUUUUAAACAUUUUCAUUUUAAUAAAAACUAACAGAAGAAAAAAGUGUGGGGGUGGGAGCGUUGUAGACGGGCCUCACCCACAGUCAGACCGCCCUAACCCUGGCAUAUACUACAUUGGGGUUUUUAUCGUACACGUCAUUGCUGUUCUGGCUUCAUACUUACACUUCCAUUCUCAUCCCCCUUAAAAUCAUUCUUGAUCAUCCUGUUUUCUUUCAACAGCUUCAGAGGAUGAUUCUGAAGAAGAUGGAGACCAUAACAGAACAUUUGAUAUUGCCUAACUUCACAUGAGACAAAUGGAUGAUCUGUGAACAGUGUUUAUUAAAACUGGCAAUUAAGUAUGAAUUAAUUUUCUGGGGAAAUACCUAUUGAAUACAUUUACUGUCUAUAUAUAUAUAGAAUGAAAAAAUAUAUAUAUAUACACACACAUAUUAUGCAUGUAUAUAUAUGUUCAUUCUCAAGUGUUGCUGAAUUAAAAUUCUGCUGGGCCUUUUAACAUGGCCAGUGAAUCUGAUGUUUAUAAACUGGUAAUUAAAAGUAUUUUUCUUUUAGAUGAGUGGGGAAAGUGUUACCCUUGUUUUAAAUAUCUAAGCAAUGCUGACAGCCCUUUUUUGUGUUGUGAUUACUGUAGUUAUAUUUAUGAAAAAAGGUUGGUGUUUUAGUCUCGUUAGUGAAAAAAGUGGGACAAAGUAUGCUUUUAGAAUAAAUUGCCAAAUGGCACCUAAUUAUUUUUCUUUUUAAAAUGCCUUAAGUUGCGGUCUCAUUUUCAUAAUCACUUGCUUCCAGUGUUUAAAAAAAAAAAAAGAAUGGGGAGAAAGUUAAGAAGAGCAUUCAUUAUAUUAGGUUUCCAAAUUUAAUUUGAAUUCUAAAUUCACUUAGCAAUGGUCUAAUUUUUAAAAUAUAUAAAGUGUACAAAUGGAUAAAUUUUUGUAUUGAUGUGCAAAAUGCAGAUUAUAUUUGAUAGGCCAUAGUAUGUAGAUAUUCCUUUUAGGAAUAUUACAGCUGUAAAUUAUAUCAGAAUUGCCAGUCAGAUGCUAUUUGGUUAAAAAUAUUAUUGCAGUCUCAAGUUAAAUAUUUUUAAAUCCCACAUUCAGAAUUUAAAACACUGGUUUUCAAUGUGUUUUUUAGUGUUGUCACUUCUUUAUAGAUAAAUAUGAUAUAAAUAACCUGUUUGGAUCCUGGUCGUUUUUAACUGUUCCUUGGUAAUUCUAAGCAUUUAUUUGAUGACUUAAUAUUUUUCACUACCUUUAGAGAAGAGAUGAACAUUGGUCCUGAGUUGUGUAUAUGUCCAUAACACUGUAUAUUUUCUCUGUCAACACCCUUAGGAUACACUUAAAAACGCCUGCAGGUGGGUUUCAGGUUAAAUAGUCUUUUGUCCAGCUACUUUUUCAGAACCCAAAUAGAAACCAUGUAAUUUCUCACAUGUGAAUCAACAGUUUGCCCACAUUCAGUCAGAUUGUUGGUCUUAAUGUAAAACUUCGGCUUGAAAUAAAGUGCAUACUGAUCGAUUUA